Molecule: messenger RNA, 4528 nt
Organism: Girardinichthys multiradiatus
Lineage: Eukaryota; Metazoa; Chordata; Actinopteri; Cyprinodontiformes; Goodeidae
Gene: slitrk6
Product: SLIT and NTRK-like family, member 6
Exons: 2
Coding region: 435-2999 (854 amino acids)
Biological process (GO): regulation of presynapse assembly; axonogenesis; positive regulation of synapse assembly
Cellular component (GO): membrane
Molecular function (GO): protein binding
Source: RefSeq, a predicted model, not a curated record
GCAAAUGACUGCGCGAGACCAAUACAUCUCAGAUUGGUUAACUAAACAGCGCGCGGCGCAUGCAGCGCGAGAGCAGAGCGCGUGUUGACAGAUGCUGUUAUAACUACAGCUGCACGAGCUUUUGGGAUUUGUGUAACAGUAACCUCUUUGAAAUUAGUUGAACCUCGAACCUUCAACUUUAAUCUUAAUUAACACUGCGGAGUCUGCACACCCAUCAUCCCGGGACCAGAGCGCUCGAGAGUCUCUCUCCAUGCUUUGGGAUAGCUGGUUCGCUGCGAGACAAGCGGAAGAGAGGGUACAAGGGAGCAAGACGAGACCGCUUUGAAGUUUACUCCUUUUUUCCCCCUGAACGGAGGUCUUACUGGACAACGGAGACGCCGUUCGCCCCAAAGUGUCCAAUACGUCGGCUGCCCACAUUUAAAAAUGGCACGAGUAUGCCGACAUUCGGACUAACCUGCGCCUUUUCUUCACUUCGGUGUCAUUCGAUAUCCUGGUCCGAAAUGCAGCCCUGUAUCAUUUUCAUCUGCCUGUUUCUCUCGGCGGCUGAAACCCAAGAUAUCCAUCCCUCAAAGGCAUCAUCAUCCAUCAGUGAGUCGUGUGACUCUCUGUGUUCCUGCGAGGCAAAGGACGGUGUCCUUCAUCUUAACUGUGAGCAGAGGAACAUCAGCAAAAUCUCCCAAAUCCAAAUCCCGUCAGGUGUCUCCUUCCAUCUGAACGUUUACAAAAAUGACUUAGUUGAGCUCCGAAUUGAGGAAAUGGAAGGGCUUAGGGGCGCCCUUUCUCUGCACAUUGGGGGUAAUAGCAUACAAGAGCUGGAGCCAGGGGUCUUUAGCUCUCUCGGUUCUCUGAAAAAACUCCACAUAAAUAGCAAUUUUCUCGUCACCCUGAAAGAGGACACUUUUCAGGGUCUGGUAAAUUUAGAGUUUCUUCAAGCUGACACAAAUUUCAUCCGGAUCAUUGAACCGGGAGCCUUCAACAAACUGAUCCGCCUCAAAGUCCUCAUCCUCAAUGACAAUUCCAUCGAGUUUUUACCCAGCAACAUCUUCCGCUUCGUGCCCCUCACCCACCUGGAUCUGCGGGGCAACAAGCUCCAGACGCUGCCAUAUGUGGGCUUUCUGGAGCACAUCGGGCGGAUCAUGGAGCUCCUCCUGGAGGACAACGACUGGACCUGUGACUGUGAUAUUCUCCAUUUAAAAACCUGGAUGGAAAACAUGAGGGCCCAGUCGGUCAUCAGCGACGUCGUGUGCAGCUCACCACAGCACCUGAAGGGGACCAUUCUGGCCAAAGUCAAACGGGAUGUUCUGUGCCCGUUCCACAAAGCCCUUCCCCCUGAGGGACCACCAUCCCUGGAUAUGGUUGUUACUCCAUCAUCCAAAGUGGUUCCUAAUCCCAACCUGACAUCGCACCUUCCAGACAGUCCUUGUGUGGAGCACUGUUUGUGUCACAAUCACCCAGUGGCCGGUUUUUUGAUGCACUGUCAGGACCGAGGAAUUCAGAAGGUGUCUGAAAUCGGAAUACUGCAGCAAAGCCCUACUAAACUGGUCAUGACUGGAAACAUGAUCCAGAAACUCUUUAAAUAUGAUUUUGUCACAUUUGACAGUUUAGAAUUGCUCAACCUGGCAAGCAACCGAAUUGAUUACAUCGAUAAUGAAACAUUUCUCAGCCUCAGCAGCUUGAAAAAGCUUCACCUGAACGGGAACAGGAUAGAAAAACUUUUCUCCACCAUGUUUGUGGGUCUCCACAACCUGGAGUAUCUGUACCUGGAACACAACCUCCUCAAGGAGAUUGCUCCUGGAACCUUCAAUCCCCUGCCAAACCUAAAGCUGCUGUCGCUAAACAACAACCUGCUGAGCUCACUUCCGGCUCAGAUAUUCCGCAAUGUGCCCCUGAGCAAAUUAAACCUGAGGAACAAUCUGCUCAUGCACCUGCCAGUAAGCAACGUGCUGGAUCAGCUCGACGCACUGGAGCAGAUCUAUUUAGAGGACAACCCAUGGGACUGCAGCUGUGACUUGCUCAGCCUUAAACAAUGGCUGGAGAAGCUGAGAAAAGACACGCUGGUGGGCUCCGUUCUGUGCCACACCCCAAAGAAAGUGAUGCAGGUCGAGCUGAGGAGUCUUCAUCAUGAGAUGCUCUGUCCCGGGUUGGGAACGUACCACCCGGGGGCUCCCGCUGCAGAGGAGACGGUGACUGCCACAGUGGGACCCCCUGACAAAAGGGACAGGGGUCUGCUCAUCUCCCUGACGGACACCAUCCCGCUCUCAGUGCUCAUCCUGAGCCUACUCAUCUUCAUCCUCAUGAUAAUCUUCUGCUCAGCUGGCUUGGUGGUCUUUGUGGUGCACCGGCGGAGACGAAGGGCAAAGAAAAAGGCUGCAGAGGAGCCGGCACGGGAGACCACCAGCAGCACCUCUCCCAUCCACUUACACUACAGCAUGUAUGGGCAGAAGACCACUCACCACACGGUGACCCAGAGAACUGGACCUGCAGCCCUGUACGAGGACAGAUCCCACAGCCCGAUCGUGCAGAUCUGCCGGAACCCCACCUACUGCUCCCAGCACAAGGGCCACGACUCUGAUCUGGAUUACAGCCUGGAUGAUUCAAAGCACCACGUCUGCCGGAGCCUCAUGGAGAAGGAGAACACCUCCCCCCUAACAGGAAACCCAAAGUUCAGGGCCAUAGCUGAGGAGCGCCCUGUGGAGUUUGUCACUUUGGGGACUCCCAGCUCCCUGUACAGGAACAUCCUGGAGAGAGAGAAGGAGCUGCAGCAGCAGCUCGGAAUAACAGAAUACUUCAGGAAAACCUUGCCCCAGCUGAAGCCCACCAUGGACCUGCAGGUCCCAGGGCACCAGGAGGAGUUAAAGUUAAUGGAGGCGAUAAUGUACACAAGACCUCGCAAGGUCAUGCUGGAACAAACCAAGAAUGAGUACUUUGAGCUCAAAGCAAACCUGCACACUGAGCCAGACUACUUGGAGGUUCUGGAACACCAGACUGCUUUUAACUGAGCUGAAAUGUAUAUCAUGUCUGAACCAAGUGCCUUGGCCUAUUUGCCCUCCUGUACUUUCCACAGUGUCAAAAUGUAUAAACAUAGAAAUAUGAUAUAUAUAUAUAUAUAUAUAGAUAUAUACAUGUGCCUGUGUGUGUACAUAUACACACACAGGCACAUGUUUUUAAUUGUAGCACAGAAUGUAACUGGUGUGAACUUUUUAUCUGCUCAUCGGUCGAGGUAGCUGGUUAGAGGUGCAAUAUUUUAGAGAUGCACCGAUCAGGCUUUCCUUGGCUGAGACCAAUUUCUGAUUUACUUCGUCUCAGAUUCAGUAGUUAUGAAUCCCACACAAAAACAAUUACAUGUUAUCCUUUUUCUGACUUUUAUUAAACUUAUAAGUGGACCACAUUACGUGCCACUAGUGUGUGUUUAUGGAUUAAACUUGUCUAAUUUAAGCCUUGAUGUUUUUAUUGAUGGACAAAAAUUAUUCUUAUUUACGAGGACUAAAACAGAGGAAAAUAGAGUAAGUUUGCUGAUCAAUAAAUGACAAUUAUCCGGUUACCAGCUUUGGCCUACUGAUCGGUGCAUCCCUUCGGAAUAUUUUCAGCCAAAUCAAACCUGGAAGAAGCUGUAACCAUCUGUAGAGCAAGUCUGGGUUAAAACCCACAGUGAAAUCCACUCAUUCAGCUUUUUACAUGUGAUUACAUUUUCAUGCUCCUACAGCAGCCAAGUGAAUUGAUCCACGCAGCACAACCCCCAGCUCGGCCUCCUCCCAGGAUAAAGCAGAUGUUUGGAAAGAAUUGAGCGAAUUUCAAUCAGUGCUUGACCCAGAAUUCCGCUUAAUCAGUCUAUCCCGAUUCCGACCGCGACCUGAUUACACCACCCGUCAACCCCCCUCCCAGAGAGCAGCUUUAACACUGGAACCGGAGCGCUCAUUGUACCGUAGAGUCAGCGGUUCGUACUGCCAAGUACAUGAAAAACAGCGAUAGGAGCAUGGUUCCAGUGCUGUCCUCCUGACAGAUGAUUGAUCCAACACGCUGCAGAGCCGCAGUCAGAAGAACUUUAUUUUUUUUAUGAGCUCAGUCAGAAAGUGGAGUACAGUAGCUACACAACCUGUACAAACGCAUUGCACUAUUUAAACGCCAUAAGAUGGUGCAUGACAAUCAACAAAAGUCCUGCUGAAACGGUUGAGUUUUAAUUUCUGCCAGAAAUGAGCCGCUGAUGCGUGCCUAUUUCAUGUGCUUUGUGUACAUUUGUGAGACACAUUAUUUUCUGUUGAACCCAUUACAAAAGCAUCCAGAACACAGAUGGAAAAAGACAUUUGCAGAGUGGGACCGGAUUUAUGUUCCUGUUUUCAGAAACAGCUCGUGUAAGCACACUCUCUGUAGCUUUUCUACCUUAACUAGUUUGACUUAUUUAUUCUGUAUAUUUUGUAUAUACCUCCGUUUCCUUUUAUCUUUGGGUUUUGUGUGCCUUCAGUGCUGUACAGAAUAUAAACAGAAGUUGUGUCUGAAAGACGAAAAAUAAAGAAUUGCUAUAUGAUGUGAA